Messenger RNA from Hyaloscypha bicolor E, 1077 nucleotides. RefSeq lists its product as uncharacterized. The record is from RefSeq and is a predicted model, not a curated record. Lineage: Eukaryota; Fungi; Ascomycota; Leotiomycetes; Helotiales; Hyaloscyphaceae. The coding region runs from base 1 to 1077 and encodes 358 amino acids. The transcript has 2 exons.
AUGGGCUGUUGUAAAUCGAAAAUCUUAUCUUCUAUUAUUCGCCUUCAAGACCAUCCAAAGACUUCGGCUCCAAUGGGUUCCAACACAAGAACAGGUUCGGGAAAAGGAAAGUUUGAAUGCACGUUGAACAUCACAGGAAUGAACAUCGCUGGCGAAUGGAACGUCAGAGAGGUCCAGUUCUUACCCAACCAGCAAGCCGAGCAAGCAUCUGACUCGAAUUCUCGGGAUGAUGAGGAACACGCGUUGCACGACGACAUGGGAAGCAAUAGCACGGAAAUUGCGCUGGAGCGAUUGAAUCGUCUCUCCGCAGAAGUCGACUACCAUUCAGACGAUUCCGGUGACUCAGGUGACUCAGACAACUACACUCCAUUUCACCAGAACGCAGAAGCAGGUCCCUCCAAUGCCCCCAACAGCGCUUCAAGCUUUCACUUUCCUUCUGGCGCAGCGCUGACCUUCAACAACGAGCACGUACCGGACAAAGACGUGGCGAAAGUGGAACGCUUCAUCCGGGUUCUCCACUCCGGGUCAGAUGAGUGGGCGAUUCUCCAAUACAACGGGGUUCUUCAGCCACCCUUCUCUGAUGGUAUUCUCACACGAGGGAUCUUCACUUUGCACAGCGAUGAGCUCAGGAGAAAGAACAUUUGGACGGUUCUCGACAUUGUGAAGAAAGUGAGCAUUGGUAAGAAGUGGGGGAUAGUUUGGAAACCAUCGAAUCCUGUCAAUGCUGUGAGAAGCAUCAAUUCCUUGGACGAUGCGAUCAGAUUUGCAGGGCAAUCGAAUCGGGCGUAUCCUCAUUUGAAGAGGCCGAACUCGAAGAAGGAGUGGGACGAGGCCUGGGAAGAGGCAAAACGGAAGACUGCCCAUCUUGUGAGGCGUUACUGGAUCUGCUGUGUGUGUUACCCACGGAAUAGUAACAGAGAUCGCCACACCAAUUUGAACCACCUCAAGAACACUUCCUGUCAUUGUGAUCAUAUAAGAUGCAAUAGCUGUGAAGAUGGCACAGGUAUUGGAUACCACGCCGUGCAAGAAGUCAUUAUUGAUAAAGAGUGGGAGAAGAAUGGGUGGUCAGAUCACUAG